AUGUUCAAACUUGCCCUCGUCGGCCUGCUCGGUGCUGCUGCCGUCCAGGCAGUUCCCAACACUGUCCCUGAACUCGAUGUGAUUGCCACAUCCUCUCUCGAGGAGCGAGCUUCCACUUGCACCUUCUCCGGCGCCAGCGGUGCCGCCUCCGCGAUCAAGUCCAAGACUUCUUGCUCGACCAUCGUCUUGUCUUCCGUCGCUGUUCCCGCUGGUACUACUCUCGAUCUGACCGGAUUGAAGCAGGGAACCACUGUCAUCUUCGAGGGAGAGACCACCUUCGGCUACAAGGAAUGGGACGGUCCCCUGGUCUCCGUCUCCGGAACUGACAUUACCGUCAAGGGUGCUUCUGGUGCCAUCCUCAAUGGAGAUGGUGCGCGCUGGUGGGAUGGCAAGGGAACCAACGGCGGCAAGACCAAGCCAAAGUUCUUCGCUGCCCACAAGAUGAUCAACUCCAAGAUCCAGAGCAUUCACAUCAAGAACUCCCCCGUCCAGGUCUUCAGCAUCAACAAUGCAAAUGGCCUUACUGUGGAUGGAAUCACUGUUGACAACGCCGACGGUGAUAGCAAGGGUGGCCACAACACCGAUGCUUUCGACAUCGGUUCCAGCACCGGUGUCUACAUCACCAACCCCGUGGUUCACAACCAGGAUGAUUGCUUGGCUGUCAACUCUGGCACUGACAUCUCCUUCACCGGAGCCCAGUGCACUGGUGGCCACGGUAUCUCCAUCGGCUCCGUCGGUGGACGCUCUGACAAUGCCGUUGAGAAGGUCAACAUCGAGAACUGCACCAUCAAGAACUCCCAGAACGGUGUCCGUGUCAAGACUGUCUACGGCGCGACUGGCUCGGUCAAGGGCGUCACCUACAAGGACAUCACCCUCUCCGGAAUCUCCAAGUACGGUAUUGUCAUUGAGCAGGACUACAAGAACGGCAGCCCCACUGGUACUCCCACCAACGGCGUCCCCAUCACCGGCCUGACCCUGAGCAACGUCAAGGGAACCGUUAGCAGCAGUGCCACCGAUGUCUACAUCCUGUGUGCCUCUGGCGCUUGCUCUGGCUGGACCUGGAACGGUGUCAGCGUCACCGGUGGCAAGGCCAGCACCAAGUGCAAGAACAUCCCUGGCAACGCCAAGUGCUAA
Penicillium subrubescens is the source of this 1134-nucleotide messenger RNA. Its product is annotated as glycoside hydrolase family 28 protein. The coding region runs from base 1 to 1134 and encodes 377 amino acids. The transcript has 4 exons. The record is from RefSeq and is a predicted model, not a curated record. Gene Ontology annotation, cellular component: extracellular region. Gene Ontology annotation, biological process: pectin catabolic process. Gene Ontology annotation, molecular function: polygalacturonase activity. Lineage: Eukaryota; Fungi; Ascomycota; Eurotiomycetes; Eurotiales; Aspergillaceae.